Molecule: messenger RNA, 11369 nt
Organism: Phaedon cochleariae (mustard beetle)
Lineage: Eukaryota; Metazoa; Arthropoda; Insecta; Coleoptera; Chrysomelidae
Source: the annotation of a GenBank genome assembly
AAGAAAACAUGGAAACUUUUUCGUAUUUUGUAUCGGUAGUUGGGUUUGGGGUUGGAGCUGUGUAUUUCGUUUUGAAAUAAGGGUUUGAAGCCCAUCAUCUCAGGAAUUUCGGCAGUGAAAUAUCCAUACAAUGUCUGUUAAUUAUUGAUGUGCCGGAAACAUGCAAUUAUAUACAUGUACAGUGCACUAGUGCAACUUUACAAAAUUCAUAAACAUGGGUGAUUAGUGAACAGUGAUGAAUUUCUCAAUGAACUGAAUAACAAAACAUUAUUAACAUUCGAACCAACCCCCAGAGGAAGGAUUCCAUCACUCAAGACCGCCGACCAUGAUGGAGGACAAAAGGGGGCCGCGUUUCGGGGGCUCCAAAGUGUCCGAGAUCGCGCACAUCUUCCAGGCGAGGCCCCCAGGCCCCCACAAGGACGAGGCUGUCGUUACGCCGAUACGGAAACAGCAGAGGCUAGGUCACAGCCACGGCGGAUCGUCCGAAAAAUUGGACGACAGCGCCAUCGUGACCGUGAUGAGGUCGGAAUCGCACGUGACCAGGUUCAACAACGCCAGAGCCAUGUUCGAGAAGCUGGGGGAGGAGCAGAAAAAGGAGCACCGGGUGGUGGUGCCUUUGCAGUCCACGCGAAGCGCCUCCAACAUCCUCGACUCUAGAUCACGCAGCAGCUCGGCCAAUAGCGAAACGCGCGAAACAAAGUCGCAUCAUGGAUCACGCACCCCAUCACCGUCAGCUGUCAAAAACUUCGAUCAGCACUGCAGCGUUCCAGUGCUGAUUUCGGCACCCAAAAAAACGAACGGAUUCUGUGAGCCCUUACCGAAGACAAACGGCAACGACGAGCGCGCCAAACCGCUUAUAAUGAAAAAGCCGGAGAAACCCGAACGGAAGUUCAACAGCAAGGAGCUGAUCGAGCGACAACGCAACUGGACCUCGCACUUCUCGAAAACGAGAAACAGCAGGUACAACAGCGAUCCGAACAAAGCCGAAGUGAAGUUCGCACCGAACACGAGUCUCAGAGAAACAUCUACUGAAGCAGGCAGAACCAACGCGGUGGCCACCAGGAGCGCCUCGUUCUGCACCCGCUUGCAGAGCCCCCCCACCUCCCCGCCUCUUCUACCCGUGCGAACCGAAGCUUCCAGGCGGCACAACUUUGUCAGGAAGGACCGGCCGGCUUCUGUCAUACCGACCACCGAUGACAGAUCGUCGACAGAUGACAGAUCGGGGGAUGGCGCGCCUAGAUGGCAACGGGCCAGUCUCGUAUCGAAUGCGAGGGACGACGAGAAAGAUGAGGAUACUUUGUCUCAAGCUCAAAAAUACGAAAUCAAAGAUACUACCUCGGAGGCGGACAAUAACGCCGUCUUGUCAAUCUCUUUGCAAGGACAGGCGAAAAAUCCUCCGGAAGACAAAGAUAAUAGCAGGGAGAAUCUGUCGGCUACUUCGGGCAGUUUGUCGUCGUUGAGUCCGCCGAGCAGUCCGAGUAAAGUGAAAUCGGAGCAGGAGAAACAAGAGCAGGAAGCGAAUGAAAAAUCCCUAUUUGACCACAAGACUGAAGACGCCGCAACGGUGGUGCAGCGUCGCCCCAAAGUCUCCAGCGUAUCCUUGAACCUGCCCGCGGCCGGGCUGGGCAGCCGGCCGCCCUCCCUGAUCAGCUCGGGUACCGCGGACGAGGGCGGCUUCAACGAGCCCUCGCCCAAGGUGGAGGCGAGGCUGCGGCCGCCCCUCGAGAGCCUGUACGAUUUCGCGACGGGGGAGGCGGAGGAGGCGGAGGAAGUGGGGGAAGUGGAGGAAGUGGAGGAGGUGAAAGGGACGACGAAGUUGACGGCCGAACAGAUCGAGGCGUUGUAUGCAGUUCCGCACAAAAAACCGCCCAUCGACCCGAGAACGCCCGAAGCCUGUGAACCCGUUACGGCCACAGCCUCCUGCGACUACGAAGACGACUCGCCCCACUAUGCCGUGCCCUAUCGACCGCACCUCUUCGCCCAACAGAAGUCCGUCACUUCGACAGACUCGGACGCCUCUCAGGUCACGGUGGUACCGCGACGAGACCCAGAUGCUGACGUCUUUCGCCGCGACCACGUGACAGAAUCGGCCUUGUCCGACUCGAAGUCGGAGCCGUUCAUUUUGACGCGCGAAUUCCUGCAGACCGAAGAUAAGGCGGACAGGUCGCAGGACGUGCAGAAGUGCGAGGCCAAUCUGCUGGAUUUGAACGAUGUGGAGUACGCAGACGCCAGCGAUCCGGAUUGCAGCGUGUGCGAAGAGAAAGUACCUGAGGCGGAUGCCAUGACUCCGGACGAGGCUGAGAUUUUGCUCAGCACUAAGAUUCUGGAGAAGAAAAACAGAACCAACCUCCUCUCCGACGACGAGGCCAGAGAAGCCUCGAGACUGAUCAAUAACAGAGACGCCAAGUUCGACUCGAUCACCGCGUCGGUGCACGACUCGUCUGGUCCGGUCUCGCUAUGCGACAGCCUCGGUCCUCCCUCCAUCCAAGAGGAGGCCGUCGACGAUCACGUGACGGAGAGGCGGGGGGAGGAGCCAGAUAGGCGGGGCGCCGAACCGCUGUCGCAGUACUACUCGUCCGGCGGCGCUGUGUCGAUGGGCGACAGCUUCUCGAUCCAGGAGGAGGGCGUGAACGAUCACGUGACAGAGAGGCGGGAAGAAAGGGGGCGGGGGGAGGAGCCAGAUAGGCGGGGUGCCGAACCGCUGUCGCAGUACUACUCGACCGGAGCUGUGUCGAUGGGCGACAGCUUCUCGGCCCAGGAGGAGAGCCUGAACGAUCAUGUGACGGAGAGGCGGGGCGAGAGGGGGCGUGGCGUCGAGCCGCUGUCGCAGUACUACGAGUCGACGUCGAGUCUGGAUUCGAUGCAGGAGGAGGAGGGGAAGGUGUCGAGAUGCGAAUUGGAUACGGUGUCGGUCACUGAUUCCGGAUUGAUUGAUUCCGUGACGAGCCUAUCCGACAGCAACCACCUGGAGGCGACGGAGACGGGCUUCACCCCGCGCCCCGUGCAAGUCGUCGGCAUCGAGCACGGCGUCCACUACUACGAGGACGGGCACUUUUGGAUGGAGGUGCCCGGUCUGCCGCCAGAGGACGAAGACGAACCCGCCUAUCCGGCCUACGUUCCGAAACCCAGCAAGGUGUGCUUCUCCGUGGAUCCGAUGAAGGUGUAUUCGACGUUCAGCGUCUCGGAGUACGACAGACGGAACGAGGACGUAGACCCGGUGGCCGCUUCGGCAGAAUACGAGCUCGAGAAGAGGGUGGAAAAGAUGGACGUGUUUCCCGUGGAGCUGGUCAAAGGUGGCGAGGGGCUCGGCCUCAGCAUCAUCGGCAUGGGGGUGGGGGCUGAUGCUGGACUGGAGAAGUUAGGCAUAUUCGUGAAGACGAUAACGACGAACGGUGCUGCGUCUAAAGACGGCCGCAUCAAGGUCAACGACCAGAUCAUCGAAGUGGACGGCAAGAGCCUGGUGGGUGUGACGCAAGCGUACGCGGCCAGCGUGCUGCGCAACACUUCCGGUCUGGUCAAGUUCAGCAUCGGCCGAGAGAGGGAUCCGGACAACAGCGAGGUGGCGCAGCUGAUCAAGCAGUCGCUGCAGGCCGACAGGGAGAGGGAGGAGAGGCGGCAGCGGGCGGUCGAGGCGGAGCAGCAGCACAGCGACGCCAGCACGGUGCAGCUGACAGGAUCUGCCAACACUAGCGUAAGUGAUGGCCCUACCAGUCCACUCGUGAACCAGGAAAGCCUAUUCGAACAUGAACAAGAAAAUGUCGAAUCACUCAGGUCUCUGUUAGGAGAGCUGAUGGAACAGAACGAAACGAAACCCGAAGAUCCGGGAAAGCUCGAUCACCUCAACGACAGACUGAGAGAGUCCGAACGGCAGCUGUCAACAACCAGAAAAGAGGUGCACACCUACCAGAACAUGCUGGAGCAAUCGCAAGGCCAAUACCAGGCGUUGGAGAAGAAGUACAGCAAAGCGAAACAGCUGGUGCGAGAGUUCCAACAGCGGGAGAUGGACAUGCUGCACAGGGAGGAUUUCUACCAGCAGCUGUUGCAAGAGAAGGAUACCGAAUACAAUUUGCUGGUGAAGACGUUGAAAGAUAGGAUCAUCGCUCUGGAACAGGAUCUGUUGGAUACGCAAAGGCGAGCAGGUCUGCCGAUGGCGUUGCCCUACGAGAACAAUCUGAAGCAGCUGACGCCGCAGAUGUCGCGCCGCAAACCGCCCAAGCCCGUUUACCAAACGCUGCGGCCCGACUUCUCCGACACGGAAAUGUCCGACGCCAGUCCCGACGAGGACAAGACGGCGACCGUCGAACGGAAGUUGCCGAUCAAGGACGAGUUCGAUCGAGCCGUGCCGCCGCACGAGCUGCUCGACACGUCGGCCAGCAAGAGCAAAGCCGAGUUGGCGAACAGCAGAGCGCUGUCCAACAGGCAACUACCCAGCGUGAAGAAGGGUUCGCUGAGCAACAGCAGCUCCGAUUACGGCCUCGACGAGAGCUACAACUCGUCGGACGAGGUGACCGAUUCGGUGUUCUCGCAGGUGAACGAGGUGAAGCAGAGGCUGUCGCAGGCGGCCGCCGCCACGAGGACGUCCUCCUUCUCCAGCAACCGAACGUCGGAGCACGUGGAUCAGAACGCGCAGUACGUGGUGCAGUACACGCAAGUGCAAAAGGUGAACCAGUACUCUUCGCACCAUCACAGCGUGAGCGCCGCCAAUCAGGGUUCUGGGGUCGUUUACGCUAGCAUCCAAAAAGAGGUCAAAGACGCCGGUAGCUUUCAGCAGGCCAUGCCCGAACACUGGAACGACGGCAGGGGAGCCAACACCAAUAUGGCCGUGGGUCCGCCUGCAUCUUUGGCAGAACAACUGAAGCAAGUGCUGGCCGAGAGGGAGAAACGCUUCGGAUCGGAUAGUCUGAACAGCUCGACAGACGAAUUGAACGAGAAAAUCAAAGAUGAUCCUGCUCACCACUUACUGGAAGAAAUAAGGCAAGCUGUCAACGAAGCCAACGCUAAGGCGAAGAGAGUAGCCCCUGUAACGUUAUCGCCCCCAGGUAGCGCGCCGUGGCAGCCGCAGAGCGUCGCCGCCGCCGCGACGCCCCCCUCCCCCUCAAGCCUGUCGUCGGGGUCGGCGUCGCCGUCGCGGCACGACGCCUCGUCGUGGGGCGCCCAGACGGACCUCAGUCUGUCGUCAUGCAGUCUGGGCAGCGACAAAAGGAGCAGCGCGCACUUUUGGCACUCGGUGCCUAUUCUGGAUUGGAACAAGGAUCAGGUGUGCCAAUGGUUGCUAGCGAUCGGCAUGGAGCAGCACGUCAACAAAUUCGCCGAGCUGCAAGUCAACGGCAGCGCUCUGCUGCUGCUGACGUCGGCCGAUUUCAAAAUUUUGGGCAUCACCAGCGACGACAAGAACCGCCUCAAGCGCAAGAUCAAAGACCUCAAGCUGCAAGCUGAGAAGGAGAGGAAGCAGAUCCAGCGGGAUCGCAAGGAGAAGGAGAAGUUGCAGCGGAAAGCGGAGAAGGCGAGUAAAAAGAAGUGAAAUUGUCGAUCGUUUUAUUUUGAUCGAUGUUGAAGGUGCCAGGUGUGUCGCGUAUCUUUGCCGAUUUUAUUAAUCGGCCACUGAAUUUGCAGAUUGAAUUAUGAUUGAUGCAUUCUUCAUAUCAAUGAAUACGACCCUGUAUUCGAGUUAGAGUAUGAAACUGAUUCCUGUCUACGACUUUUUUGAGUUCCUUCUGGUCAAAGACUCCAGUCCAGUGACUAGCUGUGUAAUCUGUUUUUGUUUUGGAAAAUGGUUUUACACUAGGUUAAGUAUAAUUUAUUUUUAUCCACUUUUUUAGUACCUAUUUUAUUGAAAUUUUUAAUACUAACUUUGUGAUAUUCACAAUAACUUGUAAUGUUGAAAGUUAUAUUUUAAAUGAGAAAAAAUAUGUGAUCAUUGUAAGAUAUGUUAUAAUUUAUUGAUUUUAUGUUUCGUUUUUAUUCUUUUUGUUUUACUAUUAUUCUUUGCAUUGAUUAUUUUUUUAUUCACGUUUCUUCGUCAUCUCAUUGGUUCAGUACUACGUGCUAGCUACACUUUCAUGUUGAUUUGACGGUGUUUUGACAAAGCUCGGGAUACAUUUUACAGGAAGAACAAAAAAAUGCCAAUUUUAUCUCAAGCCGCUUUGGAAUUGAUUUUGUUGAGACUGACUUAUUUUAUUUGGCACAUGUGAAAACAUCGUCAGUGUUUAUUGACCACUGAAAUGUAGAAAUUUUGAAUUGCUCAAACAAUUUCAGCCAAAUACAUUUAGGAAAAUAGCAAGAAUGGAAUUGUAGUAAGUCUCAUUUUGGUAGUUUGCAAAUGCAAAAAUCUGCAGUGUCUUGAAGCCAUAAUAAAAGUCUGAUAUUAGCAACAUUUUAGAGUAUGUUCCUUAAAGUACUAUUGAUGGAGCAUUUGCAAACUAUCAAAUGGUUUUUCGUUCCAUUAGGGAAGAUGAUUUUGGAUCGUUUCCUGAAUGGAAUUGUUCGUUUACCUAAAUUAUCAAGAUCAGGUGAUUUCCUGUUGAAUUUUGAUCAAUUUGAGCUACAUUCCUGCAGUUUUAUUCAUGAAAUGAACCAUUUUUAAUUCCUUGUCAUACGGACACAUGUCAUUUAGAUUUCAUUUAUUUUUAAGAAUUCAUGACCAGACACUCAAAAUUCUAACAAUACUUAUUGCCAAAAUUCGAGUACCGACCAUCCUAAAUCAUUAAAAAAUCUAAUAUUUAUAAAUAACGAUUUCAUUUCUACAAAUGAAUGAAUCUUUGUUUUUCAUUAUUUAGUAUGUUCAUCAAUAUAUUUAUCUCUGCAAUAUACACUCGUGUCACCGUCAAGCAAAAACUGUAUCUCGAUCGUUUUCUAGUAAAAUUGAAUAGUGCUCUCCUCGAAUCUUCAGAAUUCUUGGAAAAAUAUUGAUCAUAUUUUCUUGGAAAACGAUUUCGAUUUAGGAUCUCUUCACUUCCUUGCUUGACAAUUGAGAUAAUGAUGAAGAAUUUAUUAGAAUUGAGCGAAAUAGCAAUGAAAUUGAAAAUAUCCAAGUCGUCAAUGGUAGAUUUGGUUUUUUAUCAAUUUUUAUCAACCAUCUGGAUUUUCUCUUAUCCAUAAUAAAUAUUUAUCUGCAUUCUACAGGGUGUUCGACCAAUAACGCUUCAUAGGCAGAUCUGAUAGGAACACAUGUCCUUUAAUAGUUAGUUAGAUAUUCAGGGUGUUGGAUUUGAGAAAUAAAAUUCGGAUUUUAGAAAUAACUGAUUUUGGUGAAUGAUUUUCUCUUUCAAAAGACGUCGUGGUAACUUUUUCUCCCAUAUUUGGUUCGUCACUGAUGACAUUUCAAUAAUUCUCAAUUUCUCCCUGUUACUUUUGUUGAAAAAACACCAAUUUCAACUUAACUAAAACUUUUUCUCCCAUAUUUGGUUUGUCACUGAUGACAUUUCAAUAAUUCUCAAUUUUUCCCUGUUUUCUUGAAAAAAUACAAACUUCAACUGAGCUAAAAUGGUUUCCAACAUAUUUGACCCAAAAAAGAAGCUCACAUCAUUUUUCAUCGUUUUCAAUGUCAAUUUUUUUUUUUCAGCUACAGACUGAAUUCUAAUAUGUUCCCAAUCAACUCACAAUCCAAAAAUGAUAUAAAAUGCCCAUGUAAGAUUUAAUUCAAGGUCUAAUAUGUCAAAUACUAUUGUUUCAAGCAUCAUCAAUUUCAUGGGUGGUUCAAAAAAUAUGAAAAUAUACAGUGAGUCUCACUUCGAAUGGAAACACCCCUGUAUCUCACUUAAUCGUUGGGUAAGGAUCCUGAAAUUCGCUGGAGCGAGAGAUAUAUCUACCAAAAAUGACCAAGUGGGGUCAUCUUCAGUAAUUUACACUUCUCGCCAACAGCCACGGCACCACCCCAAUUUCCGGAAAAUGAUAUAAGGAGUGAGAAUAGGUUGAAAAUCACUUCGGAUUCGGAAUCAGGACGCCCAAUUCACUAACUAUUCAUAUUUUUCCUGAACAUUUUUCAGUUCUGAAACUUUCACUUUCGUCUCACUUUUCAGGAAACACCCCCGUAAUUUUAGUAAUCGUUGGCUCAGGAUCCUGAAAUUUGCUGGAGCGAGAGAUUUACCAAAAAUGUAGUCUAUGACGAAGUGGAGUCAUCUUCAGUGAUAUACACUGCUCGCUAACAGCCGUGGAAUUACACACAUGUCCGGAAAAUAAUAUCAAGAGACAAGAUGUUGUUGAAAAUCACUUCGGAUUCGAAAACAGGACGUCCAAUUCAUUAACUUCCCAUAUUUUGACGCAUUAUUAUCGGUAACGAUUUUCCUCAUACUACACAUGUCCGGAAAAUAAUAUCAAGAAACAAGAUGUUGUUGAAAAUCACUUCGGAUUCGAAAACAGGACGUCCAAUUCAUCAACUUCCCAUAUUUUGACGCAUUAUUAUCGGUAACGAUUUUCCUCAUACUACACAUGUCCGGAAAAUAAUAUCAAGAAACAAGAUGUUGUUGAAAAUCACUUCGGAUUCGAAAACAGGACGUCCAAUUCAUCAACUUCCCAUAUUUUGACGCAUUAUUAUCGGUAACGAUUUUCCUCAUACUAUUAAAGAAUCCAUUCAUUCAUAAUUAUUCAUUUCAAUGACACCCGUUAUGAUUUCUGAUCCAUUGGAUCACUCCUGAUAAUCUAUUCGAUUGUACUAGUUUUGAUUGAGUUUGAUGAGAACUGAUAGAAGGAAUAUGAGUAGUUAGUGGAUUAGACAUUAUGUUUUCUGUUCUGGAAUCCGAAGAGAUUUCCAACCUAUCUUGUCUGCUAAUAUGAUUUUCCGGACAUGUAUGUGGUUCAUGGCUGCUAGCGAGCAGUGUAUAUCACUGAUGGUGAUUUCAAUUGGUCAUUGUCUGUAUCUUUGAAAUACUUCUUGCUCCUGGAAAUUUAAUAAUCCUAACUCGAUAAUUACGUAAGAUACGGGGGUGUUUCCAUAAAAAGUGAGACAAAAAUGAAAUUUUCGAAAUUGAAAUUUUUCUUGAGAAAAAUAUGGAUUUUCAACCUAUUUUGCCUCCUAAUAUCAUUUUCCGGAUAUUGGGGUGGUUCCAUGGUUGUUGGCGAGCAGUGUAUAUCACUGAAGAUGACCCCACUUGGUCAUAGAGUACAUUUUUGGUAUAUUUCUCGCUCCAACAAAUUUUAGGAUCGUUACCCAAUCAACACGUAAGAUACAGGAGUGUUUCCAUUAGAAGUGAGACACACUGUAUAUCUCCUGGUAUCGCAAAAAUGUAUAAAAUCAAGUCGAAGCCCUGAGGGGGCAGAAGGACGAUCUAGCCUUUAUAGCCAUCUAGUGGCUUAAGUGCAAGGUGUAUAGGUAGAUUCAUUAAUCAUACCUUGCGAGUAAGUCGUGCAUAUAGACCCCUACGUCUAUAUGCUUACAGAAAAGACAUCCAUGUCAGAUUCUGUAGACUAUCGCAACACCUUUAAUUCUCAAAGUGGUUUAAUGUUCCACUAACAGAUGGUGAUGAACCUAGAAUCUCAAGACUAAGAGAUUCUGACAUGGAUGUCUUUUCUGUAAGCAUAUAGACGUAGGGGUCUAUAUGCACGACUUACUCGCAAGGUAUGAUUGAUGGAUCUACCUAUACACCUUGCACUUAAGCCACUAGAUUGCUAUAAAGGCUAGAUCGUCCUUCUGUCCCCUCAGGGCUUCGACUUGUUUGAUAUAUGGAGGUACCCUUCGUGAAUUGAUUGUCAGCUGGCCAGUGCGACUGAUGAGACUUAUGGCAAGUCGAAACAGUCUGUCUUGCAUCAGCUGACAAUCGAUUCACGAAAUUUCCCUAGAAUCUCUUAGUCUCGAGAUUCUAGGUUUAUCAAUGCAUAAAAUGUCCGAAGUUCCUUUCUUGGCAAGAUGAAACCAUAUAUCGAAAUUGAGGUUCAACCAUUCCUGAGAUAUUACAGAAACAAUGUUUAUUUAUCAACUUAACACCCUGUAUCUCGUGAACUGAGCCCUUCAAGACCGGUGAAGCGUUGUCGGUGGAAUGACGAAACGCCCUGUAUAUUAUCUAUGAAAUUCAGCACCAUAUUAGAAAAUUGAAUAAUGAUUGUAUCGUCAUCCAAACUAAAUGUAGUACAAAGAAAAAUCAAAGUUCUCACAUUGUUCCACCUUUUUUUCGAAGUUCCAUUUUAUAUUUAUUUGGGACCAACACUCUUUCCUUUGAACACUUUUCAGCAAUCAAAAAUUCUCAGCUGUAUACCUACGCUCUUUUGUUUAUAAUUUCCGACGCUGCAUAUAUUAUUAAAUCAUUCUUUUUGUAAUUUGAAAUUUUGUAUUUCUCAAAAUAUAUUGUAGAAAUAUGAAUAAACGAUGGAUUUCUACUUUGUUGUUUUUAUUGAAUUGAAUGAGUAUCCCCUCUGGUAAAAAACGCUUUUUAUUCACACACCUUAAACGCAUUCACAAAAGAUAGAUUUGUACAUUUCUUUGACAAUUCCUUGUGUAAAACGCGAUCGAUAAUCACAAUGUGUUUGUUUAAUUAAUUACUAUAAUAAAUAUUACACAAAAGACUAGUUAGGAUCUGCUAUACCUGUACAAAUGCACAACCUAAUGUUUAUUUCGGAACGGAUAUUUCAGCAGAUUUUUUGUUUUUGGAGGGGAAAGUUCCAUAUUUUUGGCCAUAAUUACAAGUGACUUGCCUCGAAAACAAAUAUUAUUGGAAUUAUAACUGUUAUCAAAAUGCAAAGUGCCCAUAUCUUAUCCAACUCUAAUUAAACUAACAAAAAUUAUUAGUUUUUCAGAAGUUUUUCAGAAUCAUUUGCAUUUAAAAAACACUAAUUGAAUUUCAGAAAACAAUCAAUUCAGUAUUCGAAAAUAAACUCCACAAACGAUAAGAUUCCCAUUAAAUGUUCAAGUCGAUGUUAGGCUAAUUCAUUGUAGAAGUAUUCCCCUUGAAGAAACUACGGUGCUUUUCAAGAAUUUUUUGAAAAUUUCAUCGUCUGUGAGAUAAAUUUCUGACAGCACCAUUUCUAUAUCAUUCAAAUGGUAUUUUCCAAAAUACAAAUGAAGUUUCAUAAAAACUGUCCUUUUCUGAAAUAAUCUUCAUGUUUUCUAAACUUAAACUGGUUGUAGGCCAAGUCAGUAGAAAUAUUCGGCAACUAGGUGAUUUCCCCAUUCAACAUUAAAUUUUCCAUUAAUAUUUUUUGUUCAUCUACAAUUAAUACUUGUAUAAAAUAUCAAAUAAUAUAAAAUAUAUAAUAUAUAUCACUUUCGAAUCUUAGGUUCAAUAAAAAUAAAUUAAACAACUACAUACAUGCACCUCCAGUAGUCAAAUUUCAGUAAAUAUUCAGAGAUGAACAUUAUUUCUCCGGAGAUGUUUUCAAUGGUGUUAAUCUCAAUCCCUUUGCAAGCAUUUGUUCUUCUAGAUCUCGAUCUUCAUUGGAAU